AUGACUGAAGUGAUCGGGUAUGGGGAGUUCACCAGCUUUGCUCUUCACAGAAGACUAAAAGUGAACUCCCUGAAAUUGACUAAUUGGUUGAAAGCGUACCGACCAAUCACCAAGGCUGGAUCUGCAUAUUCAUAUACCUACAUUGCUAGUGGAGAGUUUCUAGCCUUUAUAAUCGGAUGGUCGGUGAUCCUAGAAUAUGUUCUUUCUGUGGCCAGUGUUGCUCGUGGUUGGAGUGCAACGAUCGAUGCUAUGUCGCAGUCAAAAAUUAGUAAUGGAACUAUGUCUGUCUUUGGAAGAUUCCCUGAAAAUGCUGAAUUCCUGGGGCAAUAUCCGGAUCUACUUGGGGCAGGAACUGUACUCAUUCUAGGUCUGAUUCUCAGUUUUGGAGCAAAGUUAUCAGCUCAUGUCAACUCAGUAAUGACUAUACUCAAUGUCAGUGUUCUUGUUCUGAUCACGAUACUUAUGUAUGCCCAACCGAAUACGGCUUUACAUGGAAUUGCACCCGAAUCCCAUGGAGGAUUCUUUCCAUAUGGGGUAGGAGGAAUGAUUUCAGGUGCAGGAACUUGUUUCUACGCCUUUAUUGGAUUUGAUGCGAUCACUGUGAGCAGUGAGGAGGCGGUUAAUCCCAAACGGUCGAUUCCCAUAGCAACCGCUGCAUCGGUGAGCAUUGUGAGCCUGAUUUUCGUGCUAGCCUCAUCAGCUCUUCUACUUUUCGUGCCUUGGUGGACAAUAGAUAGACAAGCGGCAUUCACAGCGGCAAUACGGUCCCGACAAAUCACCUGGGCUACGUAUGUAGCUGGUAUUGGAUCUCUAUUGGGCAUUGGGGCUAGUUUAUUCACUAGCCUAUAUGCAAUGCCUCGUAUUGUCUAUGCGAUGGCGGCUGAUCGAUUACUUCCUGGAUGGAUUGGUUAUGUGUUACCCACAACCAAGGUGCCCAUUGUUGCCAUGGGAAUCUUUGGAGGCUUGGCGGCUAUCUUAACUCUUCUCUGCGACAUUCAUACCUUGACGGAGUUUCUCAGUAUCGGCACCCUCAUUGCUUUCACAAUUGUCUGUAUGAAUGUCUGCAUUCUCCGUUACUGCAACUCUGACCAAGAAGGAGAUACGAAAGCAAGUUCAAAUAUACCGACACUUAUGGAUGAUGUAAGUGGCGAAGACAAUAUAUUCCAUCUAUCCAAAUCGGAGGAAGGAGUCUACGAAAUGAAUGCUGCGGAAUUCUCAACUCAAUGGCCAGUGGGCUCUAUUAAACCUCGAUUUCGUAGACUAGCAACAGCACUCCACUUAUCAUCAGUUUCAGCUUCUAAUCCUGGCUGGGCUCCGGUUGUUGCUUUAGUAGUAUAUGUAGCUGGGGCUUUGGGGGUUGCAGCAGUUGCUCUAGCAGGAUCAGAAUAUCUCGUGGCUGGCGCUUGGUGGUCCGUUAUCCUUACUAUUAUUUUCGUAUUCGUUGCCAUCUCUGCAGUAUUUGUUAUGGCCAUCCAUGUUCAGAACACUUCCUUCGAUUCAUUCAAGGUUCCUUUUGUUCCGUUUGUCCCAUGUCUGAGCAUCUUCUUGAAUAUGUGUCUUAUCGUCAAAUUAUCCUUAAUGACUUGGGCACGACUCAUCAUUUGGACAGCUGCUGGUUUGAUCAUCUACUUCAGUUAUGGUUGGUGGCACAGCAGAGAGGCGAACACCUCGGGAGAAUUCGACCCUCUGGUUCAGACAUCUUGCGACGAGACUGAUAAAGAGGCGAAGGUGGAUCAAUAG
Rodentolepis nana is the source of this 1740-nucleotide messenger RNA. The record is from the annotation of a GenBank genome assembly. NCBI's taxonomy places the organism in Eukaryota, Metazoa, Platyhelminthes, Cestoda, Cyclophyllidea, Hymenolepididae.